AUGUCAACACAUCCUGCCCCGCUCACUCCCAAAAAGUCCGGCCAGGAAUUCGAACGCAUUAUUGACACGCUCAAUGAGCAAUUCUCGCUCGCACUCCCAAACCCUAAGGUACUCUCCCCAGGAGCGAACAAGGACGUUGAGACUCCGCAGUGGCGGUGCUAUCGGCUGCUGCAGAGGCUGUACUACCAUAGAAAGGUGGUGAAUUUAAACCAGGUGUUGAACAACUUCGAGGAGUGGGUUUGUUCUCGGAAUGCAAGCGAUGCGGUUGUUAUGUGGGCGCGACAGGAUGGUUUGCCUGCUACUGCGCGUGCUGGGCCUGGCCUGGGCCAGGUUAAAGGGAUACUAGAUGCGCAGCAGAGGUCUCCAGAGCGGGUUAAGAUGCCGUUGAAGAGGCGUUUGUCCAUGUCUAAUGGGGAAGAAUCGUUGGAUGAGUUCCAGACGGCUCCGAAUUCGCCAGAGAAGGGUUCAGAUGGACCAGAGUUGGAUGAUUCGAAUAAAUCUGCGAAGACCUUGGAUGUAUUGAAUAGCGCACCCGCCUUUAUUGAGCGGUUGGCGGCGGCAUCUAGCAAGUCCAUCAGGUAUGAUGCUGUGCCUGCUACACAAAAUGGUGCCAAUUUCAGCUUUUCGACUUUCACAGCGGAUACGUCGCCCUAUGUUCUGGAGUUUCAUACUCAGAAGUUUCAACGUUCUUUUAAUUCAACGGUUACCUUCGCGACGGAGGCGAUUACAGAAGACUCUGGUUCAACAUACGAUGAUUCGGUAGCGGACCAUAUUCUCAGUGAAGCAACUCUUUCCAAAGACUUCACUUCCUCGAGCAACUCGUUUGAAGUACCGCGAUACUCUGCAAAAGGUGAAAUCGUGACAGAGCUUCUCCAGAGCGGGCCAUUCUCUCUCGACCACCCCUUCCCUGCGUGGGUUCCGCUUUUCUAUCGCUAUGAGUUAGAGAGGAUAGGCAGGGCUUGGGACGUCCCCUUGAACCUCAUGCUAGUAGGACGCAGCACGACGCUCAAUUAUAACGAAUUUUGGAGCUGUAUCGAACGCCACGGUCAGCGAGAUGGCAAGCCGAUUCCCGAAAAGACAACCCGCAAAGCCUGGGAUGCUGCGUGUGGGGGUACCUUCAAAACAGACAAACAAUCUGAGGUGGUAGUUCUAACCGGAGAUCUCGACUGGUGUAGCAAGUCCGAACCGGGUGUCUUGAAGCUGAAAUUGAAACCCUUAAAGACGGAGCGAUCGUGUCGUUUUCAUCGCCGUUAUGGGUCUGACCGUUUUCUUAGCCUGACCCUACCUGCCCCAACCCGGCCUCCAAAGCACCUUCGACUUCCCUCUCAUCCUGCCCUUCUACGUGAAAGCAUUGCUUUGUGGUUGACUCAAAAUCCGCAUAAAUGCCUGGGGAGAACAUGGAGGCCUUUUUACGUGGAAGAAGUCAAGCAGAAGCGGAAAAUAAAAGCUGAACCAAGGUUUAGGGUCGAUUUCUUUGCUAUCGACGGCAUUGACUUUGUCGGUCGGUUUGACGAGCCUUCUCAUAGACUAUCGGCGAAAAAUGAGAGCGCGGACAGCCACACCCCGAUGAGUCUCGGGUCUCUCCUUGAAUGGCAUCUAUCCCCGCAAACAAACAUUGGCCAGACUAAUCUCAAGCUGUUUCAACGAAUGUCUCUUGGCCUCUCAAAGACAUUUGCCACGGCUGUGUUGAAGCCUGAACAAGUUUUUUAUCUGCGGGACGACCCAAACCAUCGUGUCAUGAACGAUGGGUGUGCUUUGAUGUCUCGGCAGCUUGCCAACCAGAUCUGUGAUAGCCUGGGAAUCUCUGGCAAUACUCCAAGUGCUUUUCAGGGAAGAAUCGCUGGUGCCAAGGGUUUGUGGAUGGUCGACAGACAUCGAUCCCAGAUUGGGGGUGUUGAUGAUGAUGUCUGGAUUCAGAUAUCUGAUUCGCAAUUGAAAAUAAACCCACAUCCACGGGAAUGGAAGGAUCCAGUCGAUGAAGAGAAGCUAACCUUUGAGGUCGUCAAAUGGUCCAAACCUCCACAUCCCGUAGAUCUAAACAUCCAACUCCUCGCGAUCUUAGACCACGGGGGGCACGUUAAAGACUACAUCGCCGACCUUGCUAGGUUUGGAAUUCAAUCUGUGGCGCGAGAUUUUGAGGAAGUCUUCAGGACCAACAGUCCAAUUCUUUGCCGCAGUCUUGCGCAGAAGAUCCGACCAACCUCAGAUAGCGGCGCCGGGUUCAUGGCACAGAGCAUGAGACGCUUGGAACAGUGGACGACCGAUGACGUUGAGGCCAUAAUCCGAUUUUCGGAAGCUGGCUUUGCACCCCGAGAUUUUUUUCCGCUGCGCAGAAGACUUGGGAAGUGUUUGAGAAGUAUGUUGGAACGAUAUGUGGAGGAAUUGCGCAUUGAAGUGCCACUAUCCACUUAUGCCUUUUGUAUUGCAGAUCCAUACGGGGCCUUAAAGGAGGAUGAAGUGCAUUUUGGACUUUCAAACAAUUGGCGAGAUGACCGUGGCCAUUUUGAAGACAAUUUACUAGAUGGUAUAGAUGUCCUUGUUGGGCGUCUUCCUGCCCACCUCCCGUCUGACAUCCAACGUCGAAAGGCGGUUUGGAAACCAGAACUUCGCCACUUCAAAGAUGUUAUUGUUUUCCCAACGACAGGGGAAACCCCAUUGGCGGACAUGUUAUCCGGUGGUGAUUAUGAUGGUGACACGCCCUGGAUCUGCUGGGACCAGAAUAUCGUUCGGAACUUUUACAACUCGCAGCCACCCAACCAAGACGAAAGCUAUCCGCCGGAUCAUUUCGGGCUCACUAAGCAUUCCGUGCCGAUGAGUGAGAUACAGUCGAUGGGCGAGUUCCUCGAAAGCUCGUUCACAUUCAACCUAACCCUGUCCAAUCUGGGCCGGUGCACGGUAGAGCACGAAAAGCUGUCAUACGAUGAAUCUAUCGACUCACCGAGCGCGAAAGAGCUCUCUGUUCUGCUCAGCCACCUUGUUGAUGGGCGCAAAGCCGGUGUACAUUUAUCAGAAGCAGCUUGGCAGCAAUACCGCAAGAAGAUCAGCCCUAGAGCUCGGGAAUUGCCAGCCUAUAAGAACACAACCCGCAAGAAGAAGCCCAACAACAUAAUCGAUUAUAUCCGAUUCGUUGUCUCGCUUAACGAAAGAAAUGAAGUGUUAACCAAGCUACAGGAGACAUUCCCUGAGGCAGAGCACGCUCGUACACGGGAUCCAGAUCUUGUUCAGCCGUGGAACGAAACAGAAAAGAAAGCCGAGAAAAGUCAGCCCGUGCGUGCAGCACUGAAAACGAUUACUCGCGAUAUUAAAGACCUCAAACACAGAUGGGACCGGUCCCUUCAAGGAGGCGGUACCUCUUUCUCUCCUCUAGCCCUGGAGGCAGCCGAGCAAGCGCGAGCGAUCCCGCCUCCGACCUCCGGGGACGACCCGAUAAUCCAGGUUUGGAAACAUAGUCAAUCGGAAUGGCUUGAGCUGCUGGCAUCGUACACAUACAAGAUAUAUCCUGUGUCGAGUUUUGUCCUCCAUGCAUUCGGCGAGUAUCUUUGCCAGAUAAAGAGCAAGGCCCUUCCGUCUCGAACAGUAUCAAACGAGAUCCUGGCAUGUUAUCGGGUUAACCAGAAGGUUAUUGCGCGUCUACAGGUCCAGGACGGUGGAAAAGAGGAAGAUGAAGACGAGGGAGACGAAUAUGAAGGGCAUGAAGCCAUCGAGGCGAUGAUGUAUGGAACAGCAGGUGUUGGCGGAUACUACGACCCUGACGAUCAGAUGUCUGUAGAGUGA
Aspergillus puulaauensis is the source of this 3774-nucleotide messenger RNA. Its product is annotated as RNA dependent RNA polymerase. Gene Ontology annotation, biological process: siRNA processing. Bases 1 to 3774 code for a protein of 1257 amino acids. Gene Ontology annotation, cellular component: nuclear RNA-directed RNA polymerase complex. The record is from RefSeq and is a predicted model, not a curated record. Gene Ontology annotation, molecular function: RNA-directed RNA polymerase activity. The transcript has 2 exons. NCBI's taxonomy places the organism in Eukaryota, Fungi, Ascomycota, Eurotiomycetes, Eurotiales, Aspergillaceae.